UCGACAUUGAAGCUUCAAAAUUUUGUUUACGUACUGACUGUCUUAUUUAUCAUAAUAUUUACAUAAAACUUAUCGGAAUAGUUGUAUCACAGAUAUAUUUACAAAAUGUCGGCGUCUUUAGAUGCAUCUUUAGAUCCUAUGGAGGAGAUUCGGUUUAGAAAGAAGCACGGCGGUUUAUGGGCGGAAAUUCAAAAGAGUACCCAUUUUACGUUCGACGAGCUAGAAAAAAUCAUGGUUAUAUUUUUUAAAAUACAAAAGAGGGACGAUAAGCCUGCAGCAUCGGACCUUAUAUCAAGAGCUCAUUUUAGGGACGUUCUACACACCGGUCUUGGUAUGACAGAUUCGUAUAUGAUGGAGAGAGUUAUGGUGGCGUUGGAUCGCGGCACCUCGCCCUACGUGACUAUGGCCACAUUUGGCAAAGCCAUGUCGCUUUAUCUUCGCGGCAGUUUGGAAGAGAGAAUCGCUUAUGCCUUCACAUGCUAUGAUUUACUAGGAGAGGGUUAUUUGCGACGGGAAACGAUGUAUCAAUUAAUGAAAAAAAGCUUAGCGAAAGCUUCGAGAGAUGACGAUGUAGAGGAAGCGGUCAAGGAACUUGUGGAUAUAAUGUUGAAACGCAUGGAUGCCGAUUUGGAUGGAGUGAUAAAUUUUAACGACUUCCAUAUAUCUGUGACUAAAACGCCUUCUCUACUGGAAAGUCUUGGUUAUUGUCUGCCUGAGAGACCAGCGGUUUACGCCUUCGUAUCUACAUGGUGUCCCGCUUGGAAAUCUAUGUGAACUUUGUUUCAUAUUGUGUAUAGAUCGUCGAAUAAAAUUUGAUCUGCGAAAGUAUGCUCUUAAAUCGGAUAUAUUUUACUACGAGAAUGUAAAAUUCACACCUUCGAUGCAAUUUUUUGUAAGAAAAUGAAAUCGACAGGCAUCAGCAUUCAAAGUGUUAAUAAUUUUAGCAGAUUUGAAUAUCUAAAAGGUUUUGUCUUCCAGUUAUUCGGUUAUCUCGUACAUAAUAUGCUUACUAACUAUUCCGAACUAUUCCGAAUGUUAAUGUUGAUAUACUUAAUUUUUUUCUUUUCAAAGUACUGUAUUUUAUAUAAUAUUAAUUAGUUAAAAUUGUAUCAAUAAUUUUAUACAAUAUUAUCUAAACGAAUUGUUCAAGAAUAUAAGCAUAAUCCUCUUCGACUCAGACAAUGAACAAAGGGCUGUAUGUUUAAUUAAUUCCUUUGACUCUACCCCCGUAAUAGAGUGCCAUUCCCUAACAAUUUUACUUUACUGAUUUGAAAUUCAAAGAUUUGUGUAACUACGCAUAAAGGAUUUGAUUAAAAUGUCCCAUCUUAUAUUUACAUUUAGUUUGUAACGAUAAUUAAUUGUGUGGUAUUGGUUUAUGUUUUUAAGUCAAAUGUAUUACAAAGUUAACGUGUCAGUGCCGACUUUAACCUGACAAGUGCAUAGCCGAGUUUUGAUUAUGGAUUUCAUGUUACUUAAAUAAUAUGUGGAUAUUUUACAGUGGUAGUGCCCGCUUUAACAUCUUCGCACGAAUUGGCCGGCUCGC
Molecule: messenger RNA, 1543 nt
Organism: Papilio polytes (common Mormon)
Lineage: Eukaryota; Metazoa; Arthropoda; Insecta; Lepidoptera; Papilionidae
Product: EF-hand calcium-binding domain-containing protein 1-like
Exons: 5
Coding region: 106-774 (222 amino acids)
Biological process (GO): calcium-mediated signaling
Molecular function (GO): kinase binding; calcium ion binding
Source: RefSeq, a predicted model, not a curated record